UGAUUAAAAUUGGGCAUUGCUGCAGCUGCAGCACGAAUAUUACACAUCUCACCAAUGGCGGCAACCUCUCUGUCUCCUGUAAUAACUUCUCAAGCCUUAAAAGAUCUCACAAACCAAACCCUACCCAAAACCAAUGACUCCUCUCCGACUGGUUCUUUGAAAGAUUGCAGAAACCUGACUGAACUCAGAAAACUGCACUGUCAAAUCGCUAAGCAAGGACUAAUUCACCGUCCCUCUACUGUAGCGAAGCUUAUCUCAACAUGUACUGCAUUGGGUACUUUUGAGAGCUUAGUUUAUGCUAAAAAUAUCUUAAAUCAAUUUAGAUACGAUAAUCAAAAUGAUGGUACUUUGUUUAUGUACAAUUCACUGAUUAGAGGUUAUUCUUCUAUUGGUCUUGGCAAGGAAGCUAUCCGGGUGUAUCUUGAAAUGCUGAGUCUGGGCAUUUUGCCUGAUAAAUACACGUUCCCCUACUUACUAAGUGCGUGCACAAAAAUUUCAGCGACUGCUGAGGGUUUUCAGGUUCAUGGAUCGGUUAUAAAAAUGGGUUUUCAAGGAGAUAUGUUUACAUUGAAUUCUUUGAUUCACUUCUAUGCAGACUGUGGGGAAAUUGUGAUGGGACAAAAGGUGUUCGAUGAAAUGAUUGACAGAAAUGUUGUAUCUUGGACCAGUUUGAUUUGUGGUUAUGCAAGGUCUGGUUUGGCUAAGGAGGCUGUUGAAUUGUUUUUUGAGAUGGUGGAGGAAGGUACUAGGCCGAAUUCAGUUACGAUGGUUUGUGUAAUUUCUGCCUGUGCAAAGUUGAGGGAUCUUGAAUUGGGUGAGAGAGUGCGUGGAUAUAUUAGUAGCUUGGGAGUGAAAGUUAAUACUUUAAUGGUGAAUUCGCUUGUGGAUAUGUAUAUGAAAUGCGGUGCUUUUGAUACUGCAAAGCGGCUGUUUGAUGAAUGUGAACAGAAAAAUUUGGUUGUUUGCAAUACAAUAAUGUCAAAUUAUGUGCAUUCCGGGAUGGUGAGGGAAGCACUCUUUAUCUUGGAGGAAAUGCUGAGACAGAGGCUGGUGCCUGAUAGGGUUUCUAUAUUAUCUACAAUCUCAGUAUCUGCGCAACUAGGCAGCAUUUUUUUGGGAAAAUGUUGUCAUGCUUAUGUUUUGAGGAAUGGACUUGAAGGUUGGGAUAGUAUUUCAAAUGCUCUAAUUGACAUGUACAUGAAGUGUGGUAAACAGGAAGUGGCAUUUGCGGUUUUUCAUCGCAUGGCUAACAAGACAGUUGUAUCAUGGAAUUCGGUAAUGGCUGGUUAUAUUAGAAAUGGUGAUCUCAGUUCAGCUUGGGAAGUUUUCAACAAUAUGCCAGAGAGUGAUCUUGUGUCUUGGAACACUAUAAUCAGUGCUUUGGUACAAGAGAGCAUGUUCGAACAAGCCAUUGAACUUUUUCGAACAAUGCAAAAUGAAGGAAUAAAAGCAGAUAGGGUGACUAUGGUGAGUAUUGCAUCUGCCUGUGGAUAUUUAGGAGCACUUGAUCUUGCCAAGUGGAUCCAUGCUUAUAUCAAAAUGAACAAAAUUCCCUGUGACAUUCGUCUAAGUACAGCUUUAGUUGAUAUGUUCGCUAGGUGUGGUGAUCCUUCAACUGCAAUGAAGAUCUUCAAUAACAUAGAAAACAGAGAUGUGUCGGCUUGGACUGCUGCCAUUGGAGCAAUGGCUAUGGAGGGAAACGGCAAUCAAGCUAUUGAGCUUUUCAACAAGAUGCUUCGACAAGGAGUCAAACCUGAUGGAGUAGUAUUUGUGGGGUUGCUAACAGCCUGCAGCCAUGGAGGGUUAGUCCAGCAAGGGCGAGAUAUUUUCAAGUCGAUGACGUCAGUCCACAAAAUCUCUCCCCAAAUUGUGCACUAUGGGUGUAUGGUUGAUCUGCUAGGCCGUGCUGGAUUCUUGGAAGAAGCUCUAGAUCUCAUAAAAUUAAUGCCAAUGGAGCCUAAUGAUGUAAUUUGGGGGUCUCUUUUAGCAGCAUGCAGGAUGCACAGAAAUAUUGAUAUGGCAGGAUAUGCAACUGAAAGGAUGAAAGAAUUAGCUUCUGACAGAACUGGUAUCCAGGUGCUUCUGUCUAACAUAUAUGCCUCUGCUGGGAAAUGGACUGAUGUUGCAAAGGUGAGGCGGCAGUUGAAAGAGAAGGGGGCUCGAAAAGUGCCUGGAUCAAGCUCAAUAGAGGUAAAUGGACAAAUUCAUGAGUUCACUUCGGGUGAUGAAUCCCAUCCAGAAAUGAUGCACAUAGCUGCAAUGCUAGAUGAAAUGCACUGCAGAGUGGAGGCUGCUGGACAUGCUCCAGAUCUUAGUAAUGUUCUACUUAAUGUUGACGAGGAGGAGAAAGAAUACGUACUUAGUAGACAUAGUGAAAAACUAGCAAUUGCAUUUGGGCUAAUCAGCACCGAUCAGGGCACAUCGAUCCGGGUUGUUAAGAAUCUUCGAAUCUGUUCUGACUGCCAUUCAUUUGCCAAAUUGGUGUCAAAAACGUAUAACAGAGAGAUUAUUGUCCGAGAUAAUAACAGAUUUCAUUUCUUUCAGAGAGGGGUCUGUUCUUGUAACGACUAUUGGUGAUAUCAACUUGUAACUUCACUGAUUCUUGCGUUCGCAGAAUCAAAAUAAAAAAGUUGCAUUUUUAUUUUAUUUUUCA
Molecule: messenger RNA, 2653 nt
Organism: Gossypium raimondii (Peruvian cotton)
Lineage: Eukaryota; Viridiplantae; Streptophyta; Magnoliopsida; Malvales; Malvaceae
Product: pentatricopeptide repeat-containing protein At3g22690
Exons: 1
Coding region: 55-2577 (840 amino acids)
Biological process (GO): RNA modification
Molecular function (GO): protein binding; RNA binding; zinc ion binding
Source: RefSeq, a predicted model, not a curated record